Molecule: messenger RNA, 5262 nt
Organism: Eriocheir sinensis (Chinese mitten crab)
Lineage: Eukaryota; Metazoa; Arthropoda; Malacostraca; Decapoda; Varunidae
Product: charged multivesicular body protein 1a-like
Exons: 6
Coding region: 2-715 (237 amino acids)
Biological process (GO): endosome transport via multivesicular body sorting pathway; late endosome to vacuole transport; protein transport
Cellular component (GO): multivesicular body; ESCRT III complex
Source: RefSeq, a predicted model, not a curated record
UAUGUCGUGCUGGCCUUGCGGAGAUUCCGUGACCCUGACUCACCUGCACGUCCGUCACCCGCUCGAGAACUCUGUACACCUCGUCAAAAUGUCUUGGUUUGGAGGGAAUUCCGACAAGAAGAUGCAAGAUUGUUUGUUCCAGUUGAAAUUCUGUGAGAAGCAGAUGGAAAGACUCUCAAAGAAAGCUGAGAAAGACCAAAAGAUUCAAGAAGGCAAGAUCAAGAAGGCUCUCCAGCAAGGAAAUGUGGAAGGAGCAAAAAUCUAUGCUGAAAAUUCAAUAAGAAAAAAGAAUGAGUCUUUGUCCUACUUGCGUAUGGCAUCUAAAGUGGACGCUGUGCAGUCAAGAAUUCAAUCCACAAUGGCCAUGAAGGGCAUCACAAAAAAUAUGGGUUCUGUGGUGAAGGCUCUUGAUCAGGCCCUCAACUCCAUGGAUCUACAGAAAGUGUCUUCAAUCAUGGACAAAUUUGAAUCACAGUUUGAAGAUCUUGAUGUGAGAACUUCAGUACUGGAAGACAGCAUGGGAGCUGCCACAACCCUCUCCACUCCAAAAGAAUCAGUGGAUGCUCUCAUUCAGCAAGUUGCAGAUGAGGCUGGCUUGGAGGUGAUGGAUCAAGUGAAUGCACAGGCCAUCCCCAGCACCACACUCACCACUGGAGAGCGCACCACAGACCAGGAGGACCAACUUAAUAGACGCCUCGCUGCACUCAGAAAUUAGAGUCCCUCUUAUAAUAUAGAAUCUGAAAAAUGAUGGACAGUAUUGUAAAAGCCAGUAGAGACAGUCUUUGGGUCCUGUUAAUGGCUGCUCAGAUCAUUCAAGUGGCACAUCCCUUUCCAAGAUCUCUCACCCAUUGGCCAUUUGGUUGGUCAUCUUAACAAGUAAUACCCACUUCCAAAUCUUCACCCGUGUAAGUGGCCAUCAUGGAUCAGCCCAGUCCUUCCCUUUCAUGUUUGAUGUAUAUUUUUGUUUAUCAAUUUAUAUAUAAAUAAUAUAAAGUAAAAUCUUUAUAUGAUAAAUAUAUUUAUAAUAAUUACAGUAAACUGUUUUAUAUUCAGCAAAUUUUCAUAUUGUUCCUUUGGGCACCUAUCAUUACGGGUGAAGAAGUUUUCAAAGCUCAGGCCUUGGCCAUCUGUAAAAGCUGAUGGCCUUGCAUGUUGUUUCUUAAAACAUUAGUGAGGCACUUUACCAAUAACUUGAAGAAAAUAAAGGAUUCUUAAGUCUAAGUUAGACAGGACAAGUUUUAUUACUUAAAGAAACUAAUGUUUGUUGGCUAUGAUUUUUUAAGUAUACUAUACACAGUCACGUAUGAAAAGAAUUCAUAGUUUUAAAGUUUUGAUAUAUUAAUGAUGGUUGUACUUUAUUGCGGUAGAAAGGAUGCACGUUUCCUAAAUCUUUGAUCCUGGCCAGACGAUUUUGUUUGUAUCGAUGUAUUUCACAUACCUUGGUAGCGUAGUUCAAAACAACAGCAAGUCUCGCGAGGAAGUCUUACAGCGGAUUGGAUUGGCCCACAGUGUUAAGGACUUGUUCAGCACGAGUAUAUGGCAUUGUCAAUACCUAUGUAGGACAAAGAUUCGGAUCUUCAAGUCCCUUGUGCUCCUUGUCUUACCCUAUGGGUGUGAGACAUGGACACUUAAUAGGGACUUGGAGAUGCAGAAAGUUUGGUGAUAAAUGUCUACACAGAACCAUGGAAUACCUGUGAAAUGACUUUGUGUCAAACCAGCGACUACUCUGAGAUUGAUUUGACCUAUAUUACCUGCAUAGUCCAUCAACACCAACUCUGGCUGUAAGGGCAUGUGGCAUGUUACCCAGAAGCUGACCCUGCUCAUUGGAUUAUCAACCCCCAUUGAUUGAUUUUGAUGAAUUGACUCAGUUGGCCUCCUCCUCCCAGAGGUAAAAUUAGACUAGUUUUUGUGUGUUCAUAUUUUUAAUGAAGCUUUGAAACCUCUCUUACAGUAUUUUUUUAUUGAUAUAAAAGUUGUCAUCAUUAUUUAAUUGAAACACACUUUUACUACUCCCUUCUGAAUAAUCAGUGCCAUUUGAAAUGUCAUUUCAAAAGUGGGGGCAAUAAAACAAUCUUUUCAAUUACAGUAACAUGAAAGAUAAAACAGACAUUGCUAUGCUCUGUAACACACCAAUGAGUGGUCGGUUUCACUUGUAUGUUGCUAUGGGUCCCCAAUGUAAAGGUGACAAUGGCAUGCAAUCAGUAUAUUCACAUCACAAUAACACUGACUUUUCUUAGCUUCACUCAUCUUUCUCCACCUCUCGUACUCCCCCAAGCAUAAUGCAUAAUACACAUUGUUAGGUGUGUGUGUGUGUGUGUGUGUGUGUGUGUGUGUGUGUGUGUGUGUGUGUGUGUGUGUGUGUGUGUGUGUGUGUGUGUUAUUUCUUUUCAUGUUAAGCUGCAGUAGUGGGUAGUGCUGUGAGUGAAUCUAUACCACAAACUCAAAUUACCAGGAAACAAAAGUGAACCUGCAGCAGAGCAGAGGAUGUACCUUCCAAGGUGUAGAUUUUUCUAGAAAAAUCUCUAAAAUUAUACCCAUGUUACUACCUGAAAUAAAACUGUUUCCCAAAAUAUGCCACUGAUGACAAUAUACAUAAUCCCAUAUACACCAUCUUGUUAAGACUGGAAACUCAUAAUAAGGCUAAAAGCAACAGGGGCUGGCUUGUGGUUGUGUUACUAAACCAACCACACAAAAAUUGUAGGAUGGUUUAACUUGUGGAGUGCAAGUCACAGCUUGGGCUGUGCUUAGUUCAAAUGUCUCAAAUGUUGCCACCACAAUAGGCAUAAAAUAACCCUUAACACUGUGUAAGGGAAACCCUCCUUAUCCUGCCAUGCCCCCACCCUCAGUACACCAAUAGGCAAUAUGGGCAACAGAAAUUAAUUGCCACCGUCUGACAACCCCCUCCCUUUCCUACAAUUGUGAUGUCUAAAAUUAUGUUGUAGGUAAAAACAUUAUUGAAGGAAAUGCCAGUAACCCUUAAGCUCAUUCAAAUUGUAGAAGUGAUAGUGAACACAAAAUACCAAGUGGAAAGUAGGGAAAAGUAAAAUGUGCAGAGAGGAGAGAGCAAAGGGGUGAGGCCUCCCCCACCCCUGCCACUGCUGCUUCCCAGUCCCCACCACUACCAGUGUAAUACAAUACUGUAUUGAUGAAAAACAAAAACAGCCAAAAAUUUAAAUCUAUAUAAUAAAUAGAUAUCACAUUAAUGUAGAUAUACCUAAGUUAAAAACAUGUAUAACAGCAAAACCGCCUUAUACCACGUCCCCCGUCCCUUCCCCACAGCCCGUUACCUGCCAACUGCUGUGCCUCACUGCCUUCUCCCACCCACAUACACAACCUUAUGAAUAAGGCUACUCAAAGAUGGAGAUGGUUUUCUUUCCACCAGAUGAUACCCUAAAGUUUAUAUUAAAAAUAUUAAAAAAAAAUAUCUUCAUAUAAUUUUUUGGCAGUCUCCUCUGGUCAAGGGUUCUGUUGGCCAAAUUUUCUUUACUGACAGUUUGCUGAUUUCAGUAUAUGCUAUGUAAAUUUAUAAAGUGAUGACUGUGGCAAGAUUUCAUGACUGGACAAAAAACAUAGGACUCGAAACCCUUGAGUGAGGGUAAUAUUAACUGAGUGCAGUACAUGCAGAGCCCCAGUUCCAUGGCAGUCCUGCUGACAACUGACUCUUUAGCUCUCAUCUGUUUAACUUAAAUACUAAGGUAAUGAAAUUCGGGUAAAAUAAGUAUGAAGUGAAGAAAUUUUGGCCAUGUCUGAGGUGGUGGAGUAUGUUUGUAAAAUGCUCCAGUGAAAAAAUAUCUACCAAUACUUAAAAUUUAUAUGUCUUUGCUGCCCUGAGGGACAUAGUCUAGGCUCGUUCUGUUGUCCACUGAUUAUUUGAUCAAUGACAGCACUUUCUUUUUUGCUCAGCCCUUGGUAUAUCCCAGUCCUGAAGUUUACAAGUCACAAAAUUAUGAUUAUGAUCAAAAUUAUGAUUGAUAGCAUGCUUGGUUAGUUUACUGCACUUACCUUUACUGUUCACUAGUUUACUUAAAUUCAUAUACAAAAUGCAGCUUUAGGCCAAGUCUUUAUAUAUCAGAUUCUUCACAUUGUUGAGUAGAGAUAAAAGAAUGUUGAGAAACCAUGUUUCCUCUAUUGAUGUUUUAAUACAAUGCAGUUUUACCUUCAUGUGUUUCUGAGAAACUUAUAUAAUCCCUGUAUUGUUCACUGAAAUGGUGUACUUGAUUUUUUUUGUUAAUACCCUUACUAGUGAAUGCUAAAAGUAUCAUCAAGGUAACCAUGUAAAAAUAUUACAUAUAUAUUUUUUACUUGAGUGGAUUCUGUAAAGCUCAUCUUGCUAUUUUUAACAUACACUGUAUAUUUGUACUUUACAUAAAACACCAGCAUGUGAUUGCUGUUACUUAAGGUACUAUCAGGUAUGGCUGGUGAGGAACAAGUUUCUUUUUAUCACAACACUGCCAGAUCCAUUGAGCUUUGACAAACUGAAGUGCUGGGUUAUCAUUUAAAGCCUGUAAAGAAAAGAAAAUGUCCCAAUGUAUUUUGUUUUACAUUAUUUACAUACUUGUAUUUUAAUUAAAAUAUGUAUAGCAAUAUAUAUUAUACUGAUCUUUUGAUUAUAUUUUACAUUUAAUCACAGAAAAAGUAUUGUAAGAAGAUUAAUGAAACUAGUAGUGAAAGAUCUUCAUUGCUUUUUUCAUAUUCAUGAAGCAUCUUCUAAAAAAUCAUUAAGAAAUUUUUAAGGUGCUACAAAAGUGUUGAUAAAACUAAAAUAAUCAGAAUGAUUAAAUACUUUCAUUGCGAAGGUUAUGGAAAGGGCAAGUUGGUUGUGCGUGGAAAAAGCCAAAAAGAUCAAAGUCGAAACAAGCCGAGUUAUUUUGCUCAGUUGUUCAUAAUAUGAAGGAUGUCUGUGUGAUGGCUCAUUAGGGGCAACAUGCAACAGUGUUGAUGGACGGUGCAGUAAUGCUUCCUAAUAAUAAUGAUUAUGAUGGACGAGAGGAAGAGAUGAAAGGAAAAAUUGGGGACAAGGAUUGUUACACCCUUUAUUCACAUAACUGCACCAAUGAAACCAUGUAAGCCAAUAAAUGAGCCCCAAUUCAGCAGCCUGGAGAAUCUGCUCAGGUAAAUUUAUUUGGAAUAUAUCUCUUUGGAUGGGAGGCAAAUGAUCUACUUAUAAUUAUGCUAAUGAAUAUGGAUUAUUUAGUAAAUUGAGGAGUUCAAUUUAAAAUGGUAUAUGAUACCUCUUUAUUGAAGUAAAAGGCAAAUGAAUUC